Messenger RNA from Monascus purpureus, 1509 nucleotides. The record is from the annotation of a GenBank genome assembly. Lineage: Eukaryota; Fungi; Ascomycota; Eurotiomycetes; Eurotiales; Aspergillaceae.
AUGAAGUCCCCCGUCCCCCAACGCCUCCAGCAAGUCCACGUCUUCCUCAACGACGGCGAAUAUGAACCGGUGGCAUCCUACGACGCCAAAAAUGCCACAUAUCUCCAAGAUCAGGAGGCUCUCCAAGAAAGCCUCGUGCAACUAUGCUCCGCCAAAACAUGGUACAAGGAUGCAAGAAUGGCCUGCUGUCCUCGGCCGGUUCUCUUUACCUCAGAGCAUCGGCGGAAAUGGAGUGAGCUGCAUGAAGCUCUCGUCCUGGCCAUAACUGACAUCGUUGAGAGAUGGUGGACGGACCCCGCGGCGCAUUUUCCGGAGCGUAUGCCUCUGGAGCCGGAAGAAGAAGAUCUACUCCGAUGGAUUGACAGUCAGGUUCCUGAUAAUCUUCCGUCUUACCGAGAAUGUCGGGGAUCGUGGAGACCGGACUUCCUGGUUGAAGAGGACAGCAGCGAAGGCGCGGAAAACUUUCGCAUCACCGAGAUCAACGCUCGUUUUCCCUUCAACGGGUGUAUGUUUGAGGCCUACGGACAGCAGGCACUGCAGGACAUCGGUGUCUGCGGCGGAAGUAAUGGCUUGGUGGGCGGCACGGAUCCUGCAAAGAUCCUUGAUGGCCUAUUAAGCCUCUUCCGGCCAGACCUUCCAGUGCACCUUCUCAAAGGCGAGGAAGCAGGCAUCGAUAUCCACAUGGUUGUUGAGUUUGUCCAGCGUCAUUCGGGCAUAACCCCUCGCUUUAUCUUGCCAGCUGAUUUGAGAUUACUGCCAGAUGCGCGGGCAAAGGGCGGGUAUAAACUUUGCUGUGUGGUCAAAAGUUCUGAUAAUGUGGCCGCGUCUUCUUCAUUGCUUUGCCACAACGGGGAGAUGCUGGAAGAAAUCCACCAGGUAGGUCUUGAACUACAUCAGCGAGAACUUUGUGCUCUGCAGCCGGAGAUGCUCCACCAAAUCAGUCUCCGGUGUUUCAACGACCUGCGCACGAUCCUCCUCGUUCAUGACAAGAGAAUGCUCGGAAUCGUCAAGCAAGAGAUUAAAGACCUAGUAGCCAGAAAGGUCCUCACAUCCAUGCAGGCUAAGGCCCUCGACAAAGGCAUUGCGGACACGAUUCUCCCCGGCUCAUUGGAGCUGCAGGAGUUGAUCAGACACUGCAAGGAGUCACCGGACCAUAAAGACGAAUACAUCCUCAAGCCCGUCCGGAGUGGGAAAGGCGAUGGUAUUGUAUUCGGGGAGGAACUGAGCUCGUCGGAGUGGAUAUCGAGAUUGCAGCAUUUGAGAGCCACCCAAUUGUCUGCGGCUCAUGGUGGCACCUGUAUUGUUCAACGCAGGGUUAAGCAGCUUCUGUACGAUGUGAUAUUGCGACCGACGGGCCUGAAGACACGGUAUCCCCUCAUCGGAACCUACCACUCCAUCAAUGGGGAGUUUCUUGGGCUUGGGCUUUGGCGCAGUAGUCCGGACCAGAUCUGCGCCAUCAGCCAUGGGGGUGCAUGGAUGUGCUCUGUUACGCGUGGCGAUUGUGACUAG